AUGCCCUCCCUUUUAUUCCCUCCCCAGACUACGACUUCCCCAGAUAUUCUAGGCCAAGCCAAGCCUAAAAAGAUCAACAUGGUCCCAGGUCUCCCCCAUGCCUUACUGGCCCUGGCCAUGCUCGGCCAGGCCAGCGCCGCACCUUCGCAUGCGCGCUCAUCUGCGACAUGCGGCACGGUGCAGUUUGAUUUCCCGGCUGGAACAAACAAGAAUGAUCCCCGAGCUGAAGCCGUGAAAGAAGCCUAUGUGCGCGAGUGGAAUGAGUAUUCGAAAUAUGCUUUUCCUAAUGAUGAUCUCCUGCCCAUCACGCAUAAUUAUACCAAUGAUUUGUUUGGUUGGGGUGCUACCGUGGUUGAUGCUAUCGAUACGGCUGUGGUGAUGGGUCUUACCGAUAUUGUUGAGCAGCAGUUGAAGCAUAUCGCGUCGGUUGACUUUACGAAAUCCGCUUAUCUCGUCGACUUUUUCGAUGUGAAUAUUCGUUAUAUUGGAGGACUUCUGAGCGCCUACGACCUCAUCAAGAGCGGUGAUUUCCCGAACCCGUAUGAUGAUGAUCUCGUGGAAGCCCUUUUGUCUCAGGCCAAGUCCCUGGCUACGGCUAUUAGCCCUGUUUUUGACACCGUCACCGGCCUGCCUGUUGCAAAUUUGAACUUUACUUCUGGGGAGCUUGUACAAAGCACUACUACUGUGAAUGGUACUCAGUACAACAGUACCAAUACGGCCCAGGCUGGAACUAUGAUUUUGGAAUACUACCGUCUUUCGGAUCUCACUGGUGAUGAGUCUUUUCGUGAGCAUGCCCAGAAAGCUGAAGGCUAUCUGAUCAACCCCAGCCCCGCCCCGGCUUUCCCUGGUCUGGUGGGUACGGAGCUGGACACCGAGACUGGCAAAUUCAUUACCCUUGAUGGCGGAUGGGAAGCCGGCGUCGACAGCUUUAUCGAGUACCUUAUCAAAACAUAUGUCUACGAUCGUGAUGAUUCGCUUGCUUCUAAGAUGAAGGACUUCUGGAUCACCACCGCCGAGUCCAGCAUUGAGAACAUUGCUCUCCAUCCCUAUAACCAGCCGCAGAUAACCUUCCUGUCUCAACUGGAUGUCAAUGGUAGCAUCAUGUGGACCAUGGAUGAUUAUGCCUGUUUUGCUGGUGGUAACUUACUGCUCGGUGGUAAAUACCUCGACCGUCCCGAUAUCACUGAACUUGGUGUGAGGGUAUCUGACAGCUGCCACUUGUGGUACAACCAGACUCUUACUGGACUGGGACCUUCCUCGAUCGGUUGGUACAACGCUAGCAACCAGCCCUACGACUCAUCAUACAAUAACGCCACAUAUCGUGCCGAAGCCUCCAAGUAUGGAUACUUCAUCGAAGACCCUUCUUACCGCUCUUACCCUGAGCCUCUGGAGAGCAUCUUCUACGCAUACCGCGUCACCGGUGAUGAGCGCUGGCAAGAUUACAACUGGGAGAUCUUCAAUGCGCUGAAUACCACUCGCUCGACGUCUGUGCCUUAUGCCGAGAUUACUGAUGUCAAUGAACCUUAUGGUGGCACGCUGGUCAACUAUGUUUCCAGCUUUUACUUCGCUGAGGUUCUGAAAUAUCUUUAUCUCUCUUUUGCUGAGCCCGAUGUUGUUAGCUUGGAUAAGUAUGUGUUUAACACAGAGUGUCAUCCCUUUACUAUCAAGAAGACUUGUUAA
Molecule: messenger RNA, 1680 nt
Organism: Penicillium pulvis
Lineage: Eukaryota; Fungi; Ascomycota; Eurotiomycetes; Eurotiales; Aspergillaceae
Product: glycoside hydrolase family 47 protein
Exons: 8
Coding region: 1-1680 (559 amino acids)
Biological process (GO): N-glycan processing; carbohydrate metabolic process
Cellular component (GO): endoplasmic reticulum; Golgi membrane
Molecular function (GO): calcium ion binding; mannosyl-oligosaccharide 1,2-alpha-mannosidase activity
Source: RefSeq, a predicted model, not a curated record